Messenger RNA from Engraulis encrasicolus (European anchovy), 1784 nucleotides. It is a transcript of the gene atp5f1b, whose product is annotated as ATP synthase F1 subunit beta. NCBI's taxonomy places the organism in Eukaryota, Metazoa, Chordata, Actinopteri, Clupeiformes, Engraulidae. The coding region runs from base 31 to 1587 and encodes 518 amino acids. The transcript is spliced from 10 exons. Gene Ontology annotation, molecular function: ATP binding; ATP hydrolysis activity; proton-transporting ATP synthase activity, rotational mechanism. Gene Ontology annotation, biological process: proton motive force-driven mitochondrial ATP synthesis; proton transmembrane transport. The record is from RefSeq and is a predicted model, not a curated record.
UGUCCCAUUCCACCUUCAGCCAUUUUGACAAUGUUGGGAGCUGUGGGACGCUGCUGCACCGGGGCUUUGCAGGCUCUGAAGCCCGGGGUAAAUACCCUGAAGGCUCUCAAUGGAUCACGAACAGCUCUUUAUUCUUGCCGGGACUAUGCCGCCCCAGCUGCCGCUGCUGCCAUCGCUAACGGCCGCAUCGUGGCGGUCAUCGGUGCCGUGGUGGACGUCCAGUUCGACGAGGGCCUGCCUCCCAUCCUGAACGCCCUGGAGGUGACCGACCGCGACACCAGGCUAGUGCUGGAGGUUGCUCAGCAUCUGGGUGAGAACACAGUGCGCACCAUUGCCAUGGAUGGUACGGAGGGUCUGGUGCGCGGACAGAAGGUUCUGGACACAGGGGCCCCAAUCAGGAUCCCUGUGGGUCCCGAGACGCUCGGCCGCAUCAUGAACGUCAUUGGGGAGCCCAUCGACGAGAGGGGCCCCAUCUCCACCAAACACACUGCCCCCAUUCACGCAGAGGCCCCUGAGUUCACAGACAUGAGUGUGGAGCAGGAGAUCCUGGUGACGGGCAUCAAGGUGGUAGAUCUGCUGGCUCCCUACGCCAAGGGAGGCAAAAUCGGUCUGUUCGGUGGUGCUGGAGUGGGCAAGACUGUGUUGAUCAUGGAGCUGAUUAACAACGUGGCCAAGGCUCAUGGUGGUUACUCGGUGUUCGCUGGUGUGGGAGAGAGGACCCGUGAGGGUAACGAUCUGUACCACGAGAUGAUUGAGUCCGGUGUCAUCAACCUGAAGGACACAACCUCCAAGGUGGCGCUGGUGUACGGUCAGAUGAACGAGCCCCCAGGCGCCCGUGCCCGUGUGGCCCUGACUGGACUGACCGUUGCCGAGUAUUUCCGUGACCAGGAGGGACAGGACGUGCUGCUCUUCAUCGACAACAUCUUCCGAUUCACACAGGCUGGCUCAGAGGUGUCUGCCUUGCUGGGUCGUAUCCCCUCUGCUGUGGGUUACCAGCCCACUCUGGCCACUGACAUGGGUACCAUGCAGGAGCGCAUUACCACCACCAAGAAAGGAUCCAUCACAUCUGUGCAGGCUAUCUAUGUGCCUGCUGACGACUUGACAGAUCCCGCCCCUGCCACCACCUUCGCUCACUUGGACGCCACAACUGUGUUGUCGCGUGCCAUUGCUGAGCUGGGUAUCUACCCCGCAGUGGAUCCCCUGGACUCAACGUCCCGUAUCAUGGACCCCAACAUCGUCGGAGCUGAGCACUACGAGAUCGCCCGUGGCGUGCAGAAGAUCCUCCAGGACUACAAGUCCCUUCAGGACAUCAUUGCUAUCCUGGGUAUGGAUGAGUUGUCUGAGGAGGACAAGCUGACUGUGGCCCGCGCCCGCAAGAUCCAGCGUUUCCUGUCCCAGCCCUUCCAGGUGGCCGAGGUCUUCACUGGCCAUAUGGGCAAACUGGUUCCCCUGAAGGAAACCAUCAAUGGCUUCAAGUCAAUCCUUGGAGGAGAGUACGAUGCUCUGCCCGAGCAGGCGUUCUACAUGGUGGGGCCAAUUGAGGAGGUUGUGCAGAAGGCCGAGAAACUGGCUGAGGAGCACUCGUAAACGAUUGUUUUGUCAAUACAUUGUGUAAAAAAAGAGAAGUGGGGGGGGAAGCACUUGGUUUGUACGCGUCACAUUCAGAUAAAAAAAAGCCCUGCAAAAGUUGUCCCUGUUAUCUGUCGAUUCUUUCAUCCGAUGAAAAGUUCUAUUUAAUGUUUCCAAUGACAAUAGUGGAAAUAAAGGUCUGUCUUACAACACCA